GUUACAAGUAUUUAAAUAUUAAUAAUUAUAUAAUGUUCGAAACUAUUGGAAGUAUUUCGAGCAGAUUUAUUAUUUUGUUUUAUAAAUUGUGUGUAUUAGCUACAUUGAUUCCGAAUGACGUCAACGCUGCCGUUCCCACGUGUUAAAACGGAUCAAUAACGUUAGAACUUUCAAAGCUCCUCACUAGGGUACACCACUUGUCUCAGUCAUAGUUCCAUACGGAACUUUUCUCUUGUAAUCAUUUAAAAACAAUGUCUGCACAAAAUUAAAUCUAAACUAGGUGUCUAGGUACCUACAUUAUUUGCAAGCAAUAUUCUUAAACCAUGUUUGAGGGUAUUGUUGCAUCGUUACUCAAUAGAUACCUCGGGAAGUAUAUAGAAGAUUUGGACUUAGAAAACUUAAAUGUAGGCAUAUUCGGAGGGAAUGUGUUGCUGUCAAAUUUAAAGUUAAAAACUGAAGCUUUGGUAACGUUUUGCAUUUAUUUAAAUUCUAACUAAAACUGUAUUAAACUUGUUAUUAUUGAGUUUAGUAUGAACUCGGACUGCCAAUUGAAGUGAAAGCUGGCUCGGUUGGAAAAUUCAAUGUGAAUAUACCGUGGAAUGGACUUUCAAGUCAGCCAGUAGUGAUAAAAAUUGAAGUAGGUACCACCUUAGCAUUGAAACAAAAUUUUUUCAAAACAUUUUUCUAGGUAUUUAUAAUAAUAAUUGUAUACUAUUUAAUUUAAGGAAAUAUUCAUUAUCGCCGGACAAGUUAUUGGAAAAGAAUGGGAUACAGAACUAGAAAAACGUUUGAUGAGAGCGGCCAAGAAGAGAGUUUUGGAAAGUAUAGAAAAUGUAUUUAUAUUUGGUAAUGGUAAGUAUAAAUGCAUAUUACAUACAUUUGAUAACGGCAAAAUUAAAUUAAUUAAAAAAAAAAAUACCUAUAUUUAAUUUAGGCUUAACAAAUAAUGGUGGGUUUCUUGAAACUUUAUUAACCACUGUUAUGAAUAAUUUACAAAUCUAUAUAAGAGGCGUUCAUAUUCGAUUUGAAGAUUCAAUGACUAAUAUAGAUUCACCAAGAUCUUUAGGCUUAUGUAUACAAUCAAUCUCAUUGGAAACAACCAACAGGUUAUUUACAUUAUUAAUUUAGAAAUUAGAUUAGUAGGUACCUAGAUAGGUACCAUUUAAGCAACUGCUAUUCAUUUAUUACAGUAAAUGGAAGCCAAUUUUAUCACAACAGCGUGGACAGACUUCUGUGUAUCACAUUGUCAAAAUUGAUUCAGCUUCAUUAUAUUGUAAUACAAUGUGUUCAAAUUUAUUGUAUAACAAUAAAAGUGUGGUAACAGAUUGGCAGGAUAAAAUGCGAUCAGGUCUUAACAACUUUCAAAUAAAUGAAGAACCCUUGGAAUUUAGUGAGUAACUAUUAUUAACUAACUAUAAAUGUAUAUAUUUUAUUUAAUAAAGUACCUACUUAUAUUCAGACUAAUAUUUUUUUGAUGUGCCUAUAUAGUACUGAAACCAGUUGUACUGAAAAUAAAAAUUAUUAUAAAUAAAUCAAAUGAAGUAAGAGUUCCUAAAUUACUCGUUGACUUUGUUCUUCAAGAUGCUGCUUUACAAAUAUCUAGAAAACAAUUUGUUGCUUUGAUAGAAACUGCAGAUUUUAUGAAAUUGGCAGAGAUUAAUAGGUCAGUAAAUAAUUAUAUAAAUUAAAAUACAAUGCAAUACUUUCAGAAAUGAUGUACGGUUAUAAAUAGGUACUUACUUCAGUGAACAUGUAGGUAUAUAUAUUGUGUAUUAUGAGUUAUGAGUUUAUGAUUCAUUGUUAAUUAUAAUAAAAAUACUAGGAUUUUAACUAAUUAUUUUAUGAUUAUAUUUCAGAUUAUAUCAAGAUAUUCGCCCUCAUUGUAACGUUUUAAAUAACUCUAAAAGUUGGUGGAUAUAUACUUAUAAAUGUGUUUUACGACAGAGAGUUACAUCACUUUGGCAAAAAAUAAAAACUCAUAGGUUAAUAAUCAUUUUAAUUAAUUAAAAAUGGUAUAAGUAUGGCAUUUAUAAGUAAAAUUUUUAAUUUUCUGUAUUUCAGAAAGAAUUAUAAGAGUUAUAAAAAUGUGUACAAAAAAGUUCUGGUAAAUCCAAAUGAUACUGAAUUAAAAAUAGAUUUACAAAUGCUUGAAGAUGAGUUGGACAUUUUUAACUUAGUUCUAGCAAGAGAACAUGCUAAAAUUGAAGUUAGAUAUGAGAACUGUUUAUAUAUAUAAAUACCUAUAUAUUUAAUAUUAAUUAUUUUUCAAAUGUAUUUUAAAGCUUUGUGAAGAAAAUCCAGAAAGUGUUACUAUUCAAGAGUUCCAAUCAAAAUGGUGGUCAAGUAAUGCUAAUUCUAUGUAUCGUUUAUGUCUAACAUCUGAUAAAGGUAAAACGUUUUGGAAUCUACUCAGUCAAUCAGAAAAAGAUAGACUUAAUGAUUUGCUUGGUAAAAAUGAUGAAUCACAAAUAUCUAGAUACGAUAAACCAAAACAGUAUAUAGGUAUACCUACUCUACACAAAUAUCACUUAUUGUUCAUUAUUUGUACAAUAAUGAAGUUUUACUUUUUUAGAACACAAGAUUAAUUUAACAAUAGCAAAUUGUUUGAUUAGUUUAAUAAGUGGUUCCAAUGAAUUAAUGGUUAUUACCAUUGGUCAUUUAAUGAGUAGUCUUGAAACUAGACCAUCUGCUAAAGCAUACAAAAUAUCUACAAGAAUUGAAAGUAUAAAUGUUGAAGCUUCUGUAGAAUAUAGUCUAGUUCCAAUAAUUGAUACCUGCUCAAUGCAAGGUAAAUAUAAACAAUUUUUCUAUAGUGACAUUUAUAUAAAAUUAUUAUUAACAUAAUAUUUAUAAUCCAUAAGGAAAUUCAUCAAAAUAUUUUUUGAGUAUUGAUUUUGAAAAAAAUCCUCUAAAUUCAGAAGCAGAAUACGGAUUAAAUAUUACAUCAGAAGCAGUGGAAGUAGUUUAUUAUGAAGUAGGUUUUUUCAAAUUAGAAUUCAUUAUAAUUAUAUUAUGUUAUGUUUUUAUUUUUUUAGUUUGCUAUAUCUGCAUUACUCAGCUUCUUUUAUUAUAACCAAAAAAUUAAUAUUGAAUCGGUCAUAGAAAAAUUUUAUAAAACAAUUUAUAAAAUAUUUGAAAAAAUAUUCAAUUCUAGUAGACCAGAGUCCAAGUUCAAAAAAAUUCUAUUAAAUAUUGAUCUUCAACUACCAUAUGUUGUAAUUCCAGAAUUUGGUUCGAUUCAAAAGUAUGUAAUAUUUAUUUUAGAAGUGUAAUUUUAAUUAAUUAUUUUAAUUACAUUUAAUAGAGGUGAAAAUUUAAUGGUGGUGGAUUUCGGUGGAUUAAAAAUUAAAAGUGAUUUACAACCAGAAACAAUCUGUUUAGAUGAUGCAACUCAAAUGGAAAUGGAGGAAAAACUUUAUGAUCGAUAUUAUAUUGAUAUUGACGGAUUUCAAUUAAUAUUUUGCAGUUCAGGUUAAUAUUACUCGUUUAUACACUUUAUCAGUAUAUAGUAUAUAGUAAUAAAAGCAAUGACCAAUAUAUAAUUUUUGAUUUAUGCCUUAUGAAUUUUAGGAAAUGAUUGGAGGAGUUUAAAAAAUCAAAUUAAUUCAUCAUCACAUAUUUUAGCAAAGACUGUUACUCAAAUUAUCUUAUCAAAUAGUAUAAGACCAGAAUACAAACAAUUGGCUAAAAGAAAAAUCAAUAUAUCUGUUCAGAAUAUUAAAUUGAACUUAUCUGAUCAUAAAAUAAGUUCAAUUUUAGACUUUUUUGAAAAUACACCAAUACCAUCAAAUCAUGUAUCAUCAGCAAUUUUAAAAAGACAUUAUAGUGAUGAUGAUGAAGUAUACGCAUUGGAUAAAGUUAGUAAUAUUAUGAUUAUUAAAAGUACCCAAUAAUUUAAUGUAUAAUUAAUUUAAUUGGUUAGAUUAACUUACAUCAAACAAAAAGAGAAUUGCUAGAAUUAAAAUCUACCUUGGCGCUGUAUCAGAAAUUGAAAGGCAUUAAUAUCAGAUCAACUGAAGAGAGAGCUGAAGUUAAAAUAGCUUUUAAAAAUUUAGAAAAAAAGUGAGUUAUUCAUUAUUUAAGUAUUAAAUUAAUUGAGUAAAAUUCUAAUGUCCAUAUUUUAAUAGAAUCUAUUUAAUAAGCUUUUUAUAAGUAUAAUAAUUCAAUAAUUUGAAAUUUGAACAAAAUUUAUUAUUUUAGUAUUUUGAUCGGAAAUUUAAAUUAUUAUAGACUAAUAGAUAGAAAACUUAUACUUGAAAUAUAAAUAAUUAAUUCAAAGAAGUUAUUUCAAAUUUAUUAAAAUUACAUUAUAGAUUAUGAAGAAAUAUGAAAGUUUUUAUUUUUCAGAAGUAUAGUUUCAUCAGAAAUUAGCGAUGAAGAAUUUGCUGAACUUUGGGCUCGUACAGUUGAUUUGCCUGGGUUUGAUGACAAUGUUUCUCCAAAUAAUAGUAUUACAUCUCUUUUCAGAUGCGUUAUUGGCGAAGUAAUGUUUUUAAUAAAAAUAUUGAUUUCCUUAUAUUUCAUAAAAAUAUUUUUUUUAGAUUUCGAUUAAUUUCCGUCAAUUCAGUGAUCGAACAGAAAAAUCUUAUCUAAAUUUGAUAUUAAAACGUUUUUGUUGUGAUCUGGCUAUUAUGGAGUAUGGACCAGCUGUACAAACUUCUGUUGGAUCAAUUGUUCUGUCUGAUUUACAACAUACUUGCAAAAAUGGUGACUCUGUUCAACUAUUUUCAAUAAUAUCUGAUUAUUUAGUACAAGAUUCUAUUAAUUUACUUUACAGAAAGGUAUAAAAACUAAACAUACAUAAUAUAUAAAUUAAUAGAUUAAGUGUAUUACAUUUGUUUUGUAACAUUUUAGGUAAAAGCUAGUUGUCCCGAUUUUAAAAGUCAUUUUCACAGUGUUGAAAGGUCUCUGGUGUUAGAUUUAAAUCAAGUAUCAUUUGUAUUUCAUCGUACUGCAUUUAUAACAUUUUAUAAAUAUUUACAAAAUAUCGUGAAAAAGUAAUUUUUUUUUUUUUCAUUUUAAUAUAAUAUUAUUAUAAUAAUAUGUAUAUUUUUUUUUUAUUGCCCAUAUUUUAAAAAUAUACUUUUAUAGAUUUUAUAAUAGACGGAUUUGGAGUUCUACUUUGUCAACUGAAUACAUCCAGAAUUAUAUAAAUAACUGUUUUUAUAAUGAUGAUCCCCCUAUACCCCAGGGAGCAACAAAGUUUAGUUACUCUGCAAGGAUUUCCAAUUGUAAAACACUAGUUUGUGAUACUGGAUUAGAUUUUUUGGAUGUCAAAGUAAGAUUUGUUUUAAUUUUUCAUAAUUAAAUAUUAUAUUAUUUUUAUUGGUUUGAAUUAUAUGAACAGAUUGAUGGUUUGGAGAGUGAUUGUACAUUUAAAGCAAAUGAUCGGAUGGUAUUUAGAUUUUAUGCAAUGAAUAUGAGUGUUGAUGAUUUAUCCAAUAUUACUUUAUAUCCUAAGGUAUAAUUUUAUUUUAUUAUAUAGACUUAAAUUAUUCUGAUUUUUUAAUAUGAAUAUUUAAUAGUUGUUAUAUACGGAUGAGGAUAAGCUUUUGGAAUUUAAAUAUGUUCGGCAUAAUCCCAGACUUUACAAAACUAAUAUUGAAGCUCGAAAAGAUGAUGUAAAAUCUGAUGGAACUAUUAAGGUGCAUGUGGGACGAGUACAUAUGACUGUUUUAUGCAGUAUUCUAUUAGAUUUUCAAGUAAAUAUUUAAAAAAAACUAUCAGCAUAUUACCUUGUUUAAUUUAACUAUUUUUCCAUAAUUAGUAUUUUAUGGAACCAAUUGUUUCUGAAGAACUCAUUGAUUUUAGUCAACACGUUCGUAAAAUUAUCAUUCCAUAUACUCCAGAUUUACGAAAUGGUUGGAAGAAUAAAAUUCAUUUGUCAAUAUCUUUGCAUCUACCAGUAGUAUUAUAUCCACAAAAUUGUACAUCUCCAAAUGUUAUUUUAUGCAGUUUUGGAGAUCUUUCUGUAGAAAAUUUUUUCAAAGAACAAUCAAAAAAAGAUUUUGACUGUAUAGAUAUUGUUGAUAAUAUAUUGGCUAACUGGGAUGCAAUUAAUGUAUCCAGAGCUAUUAUGACAUUGGAUGGAACACUUAUUACUCAAGUAAAUAAUUACAUAUUAUUAUAAUAAUUUAAUGAGAAUAUUUGUUUAAUUUAUUGUAUCAUAUAAUUAUAUAGGAGCCAAUGGUGGAACCAUUUGGAAUUCGUUUAGAAAUUAAAAGGAAUACUACAAAUAAACUUUUGUAUUGGGUAAAUGGAGGUAUUGACAAUGUACAAAUUAAUUUGGGACAAAAAGAUUUUGCAACAUUUUUACAAGUUUGGGCAGACAACUUUGAGUAUGGUCAUUGUAUUAAUGAAAUCUGUUAUAUGAUGACACCACACAGUAAUGAAGUUUUGGAAGAUCAAGAUUUGAAAAAAAUACAAGUAUUUUUUAACCAUGAAGUUUCUGUUCAAGAAAUUGAUUUCAAAUUUACUAUAGAUGGUGUACAAAUUGCACUUUUUGCAAAUUCAGAUGAAGUAUACAUAAUACAAUAUUACAAUACCUAUUAAUAAUAAUAUUUUUUUAAAAAAAAUGUUUUUUUCUAGACAUUAAGUUCACCUAUAAGGGAUAUAAAUCAUUCGUUAUGCAAAUUAGAUUUGGAUGAAAUAAAUAUUAAGAUAGAUGUAUUUUCAGACGAUAGAUUGAUUUUAAAUACUACAAUACAAAGAUGUUUAUUAGAAGACACUAGAAGACAAAAUAAAUCAGAAAAAAUGUUAGUAUUAUAGUUAUAACUAAUUUAUUAAUAUUUUUAAUAAAAAUAUACAAAUUAUUUAAGGAUAUUUGAAGCAAUUGGUCCGUUAGAUUCUUCUAAUGAAAUACAUAUAUCUGUAUCAACUCCGCCAUUAUUUGACUUGUCUUUUGAAAAGACAUAUUCAGGUGACAGAACAAUUCAUAUUCAUUUGGAUAAAACUAGAUUGAAUGUUUCUAUUCCGUUUGUUGUGGAGUUAACACAAUUUGUUUUUGAUUCUUUACCAAUAAAAAGAAAAGUGAAUAACUAUGAUAUCUUAGUAUCACCAAUGUUUAGUACAGAAGGUCGAAGAAAAUACAGAGAUGAAAAGUUAGCAGCAGACAAAAUCCCAUUAAAUGUUGAAAAACAGUCUGGUAUAAUAUUUCUUUUAGAUAGAAAAUGUUUAUAUAUAUAUACAUAUAUUUGUGUUUUACUAAAUAAAUACUGUUACAUAGCUUUAACUAUAUCUGUUCGGUUUGGACGCCCUGAAAUAGCAGUAUUGCUUCCUGUAACAGAGGAAUUUGAUUUUCGUGAUCAAGUACUUUUAUGUCGAACAGAGUUCCUUUUAGAUUAUAGUCGUCAUCCUGGGCACGAAGAACGACUAGUUUGUUCAUUAUCAAAUUUUCAUAUUUUAGCGACAUCAAAAAAAAGAAGAGCUGAAAAAAUGGUAUUUAAGAAACAUUUAUAUUAUAUUGAAAAUCAUAAAUAUUUAUAUAAUUUUGUAUUGCAUAGGUUUUACACCCGUGUGAUAUUGAGUUCUCAAGAACUAUAAAGUCAGGAGACCGUGAUACAAUUGAAAUUCUAGUUCGUUGUAGCCCUAUAAAUUUACAUUUAUCAACUAGUACCGUUCAUAUAAUUCUCAAUGUAUGUUUUUAUAAUUAUUAAUUUAUAAAGAAAAAUAUAUUCAUUAUUAUGGUUCUUUAAGGUUAUUGAUUAUAUAGAACUAAACUAUGAAGAUGAAUUUGAUAUUGAUAGAUCAUCUUAUUGGGAAUUUAAAAAUGAUGAAUUGUGGACUCCAAAAUCUAUAGUACCUAGUUAUUUACCCAAUAAGUUAAUACCAAAUGGAAAAUUGUUAUCAUUUUUCAAAUUUAAAUUUUCUGAUGCUAUGGAUGUGAAAUCAGAAAAUCUUGAGCUCUAUAUACAAGAUAUAAAUGUAGCUUUAGAAAUAGAAGAAUUAGAUUUAGAAGAUAUUCCUAUAAUUAUGUUGAAAUCAUCAUUAAAAGUUCAAGUAAAAGACUGGUCUGAUCAGUUUCAAUUAAAUGGUAUACAUGUUUGUUUUAAUUAUCGUACUAGUAAAUUAGUAGAACUAUAUAUUAUUAUAUAUUCGAUAUGUAUUUUAUUUCUAGGUGAUUUAAAUUUAAAAGCUUCAUAUUAUAAUUGUAAUUUGAGUGUUUGGGAACCAUUUAUUGAACCAUGGAAUAUAACAUUAAAAGUAUAUACAAAUAAAAUAUUAAAUCAUCAAUACACUUUUUCAUUUUUUUGUAAUUUUUUGGAUUAGGGUUUUUUGGCAAAGUUCAAUGAGAAGCAUGCUGAUUUAGGUGAAAUGGUUCGAACAUCUCUACAGUCGAUUGUUGAAGGUGAGAGUGAAACAUCAGAUGAUGAAAGUGAAGCUGAAAUGAAAUUCAUUAGGAAAAAAGUGAAGUCCAGAGGUACAAUAAGAUUUUAAAUAUUUAGUCAAUUUAAAAAUCAGUAAAUCGUUCAUUUUUCAAUAAUAAUAUUUAUAUAGAAACUUCACUUGAAAAAUGGUACUCUGAUGACUCAGAUUCAGAUCAAGACACUGGAGUUAUGAAUAAAUUAGCUAAAGCUGUAACACAUUUAAUUUCAGAGUAUGAUCAAAUAUUUUCAUCUACAUUCAAUUUUAUUUUAAUACAAUUUUUAUAGUGAUUUUAGUGAUGAAGAUAUAACAAAUACAGAUUCUAGUGAUGAAAGUAUAGCAGAACACGAAUCUAAGAAUAUUAACCAAGAUAGGACUUUAAAAAAAAAAAUCAGUAAUUUUUAAAAAACAUUUUAUUGUAAAUAUUGUAAUUUUGACAUUACUAUAUUUUUAAGGUGAUUCUAGCGACUCUGGGUUGGAAAAUGAUUCUGAUGAAUUGGAAACAUCCACAUACAUAAUUUUUGAAACUGAUAGGCUUGAAGUUUCAUUUACUCCAGCUAAUAUAUCUGCUAUUGAUACGCUCAUCAAAUCAUUGUAUAAUCCGAGAACUGAUGAUUGUGAUUCAACUGAGAGUUUUGUUCUUGUUAAUGAUCUUGCUGUAAGAUCUAUUGUUAUAUUAAAUCAAAAAACUGAGGUAAUAAAUAAUACAUAUUUAUAUUGUAACUAGUUAUCUUACCCUUCAUCUUAUUUAGCUUCUAUAGCACAUUCAAGGUAUUUCAUGACAUUUUUUUUUAUUUUCACUUUCUUCUAGUUUCAAUCUUAAUUUUAAUUUUUGGAGAUCUGAUUUAAAUUUAACUAUAUCUAUUGACUUCAGUUAGAGGUGCUUACCUCUAAGUAUUGUUCCAUUGAUUGUGUCUGUUAUCAGAAAUAUAAUCAAGUGGUCUAUUUUUUUACAACUUAAUUUUCAUAUAUUUUUUUAUAUAUAUAUAUAUAUAUAAAUCAAACUAAUAUUUUAUUUAUUAUUUUGAUAUUUUGUAAAUUUUGAAAAUGCACCCUCCUCAUAAAUUAAAUUCUAGCCAUGUACCAUCUUUCAUUACUGUUUGUAUUAUACCAUUAGAUUUUCAUACAUGUACCGCCCAUUUCAAACAUUUGCAUCUUAUAAUUAAUGAUAACUUGAUAUUGGGCUUUCAAUACUUCUGGUAAAAUUCUCAAUUGGUUUUAAUUAUUUAUAAUUAGUUAUAAAAUACAUAAUUAUAUACUUAUUAGUUGUAUGCCCACUAUACAUGACAGGUUAUAGUGGAUUUUAUGUUUGGUUGUCAUAAUAAAUUAAUAAAGCUUUACAGACGGAUGGAUCACAGUCUUUAUAUAUACAAUAUAUCCACUAUAUAAAUAUUGUAAAUGGUACUUUAAGUGGGAAUACUUAAAAUUCUAUGAUAAAUAUGCAUUUAAAUACAAAUUAAUAACAUACCAUCUUUCUACUACUAGAUUAACAAACAGUAUAUGUGCCUAACACGCUUAUAAUUUGUGUAACCAAUUAUUUUCCCUACAUGUACAUUUCUAAACUAUUUUUAUCUAUUUAUUUCUAUAUUUAAAUUUUUCAUAUAUGUCUUUUACAUAUAUAUGUUAUUUUAGAAAGGAUUAGAACAAAUCUUGGAAGCAAUUGAUGGAUCUAGAACGUCAUCAAUAUCUAGACAAAGGUUAGUAUCAAUAAAUAAAGAAAUAAUAUACAAAUGAUAUUUCUUUAGACUCUUAAGUUUAAAUAAUAAGUGCAUUGGUUGUAAUAAAUGCACAAACAAUAUAAUUAUAUAAAUAAUGAACAAAAUUCUUACAAUUUUUUUUUAGCAUGUCUAAUGAUUGCACUUUCGUUAACAAUUUAACAAAAAAUAAAAAUGUCGGCCAUAUUGAUGACAAUUUUGGUGAAAUAGUUUAUAGAAAAAUUACUGACUAUCAACUUAACAUAAAAGUUGAAGGUUAGUUAAUUUUAUAUUUGAUUGAAGGUAACAUUUAUAUUAUAUGAAUAAAAACUUACAGGUUUUGAUGAUUUGAUUGUGGUCUGUCCGAAACGUACAUGUAACAAAUUACAUGCUCUUUCUCCGAUAAAAAACGAUACUAGAUAUUGGAUUAUGGUAUCUGUAGUAUCUGAAAAAUUGAAUCAUAUAAUAACAAUUCGAUCACCUCUCAUGGUAUAUAACAAAUAAAUAAUAUUAUAAAACAUGAUUAUAUAGUUAUCUGUAUGUAUUAUUUCAGUUAAAAAAUGAUACAUCAUAUCCUUUAACAGUUCAUUACAAUCGUACAGACGCCGUGGAUACUUUUGAAAUGGAUUCUGGAGUUGUAGGAGAAUCAGACAAUCCUUUUGAAGCAAUAUGUACUUUGGCAAUUCUUGAAGCAGGAUCGGUUUUUAAUGUUCCAAUAGCUUUAGCAUAUCAUUCAAAACUAUUUUUAUCGCCUGCUAAUUUACAGUAUGUAAAACAAUUUAAAUAAUGAAUAAUAGGUAUUUAAUAUUUAUUGAAUUUUAUUUUCAUGAAAAUAAUUUUUUUUUUUAGAAAUUAUCUUGUUAGUGAAACUGGUGUUUGGUGGUCUGAUAUGUCAAUUGAUACAAAUUCUGCAAAAGAUUUAGUAUGUGUCACAUCCAAAGUCGAUGAUCAACCAACUUUUUCUGUUCGGGUAAGAAUUUAUUUUAUUUAUCACCUAGUCAUCAAGUGUUGUUUAAAAAUCUAAUAUAUUUUUUAGGUGGUUUGUGAAGAAGGUGAACCGGUAUUUAACAGAGCUUCAAGAACUGUACCAAAUUAUACCUUAAGAGCAGUUCCACCUGUAAUCAUUCAUAAUUUUCUACCAUUUGCCAUAGAAUUGAAUUUUACAAAUUUUAAACAUCAUAUUGAAGCUUCAGAAAAAAUUGAUGUUUACACUUUAAAUCUUAUGCACAAAAUUAUUAAAAUUGAUGUAAUUGUACCAUCAUAUCUUGGUAUAUCCUGGUCUGGUAACUUUAACUUACGUAAAGAUAUAAAUGAAAAAAUUGUUAAUAUGAGUACUGAACAUGACACGGACGGAGGUAACAAACAUUUGAAAAUUGCAGUAAAAAUUACCAAUGAAGAUUCCUGUCGUAUAUUUAUUCAUUCGCCAUACUGGAUAAUCAAUAAAACUGGAUUACCAUUACAAUUGAGGGUAAAUUAUAUAAUAUUUAGCUACUUAUUUUAAUAAAUUAAUAUUUUAUAUUAUUUUCAGGGUUCACGAUCUGAUAUUGUGUAUGAAUCACACUCAGAAGAACCUAUUUUAUUUUCAUACAAACGCUUAAAAAAGAGGUAUAUUAAACUUAGAGCAUACCACUCGAAUUGGUCAUCAGCAUUUUCAAUGGACACAGUUUAUUGUCCUGGACUUGUGAUUUGUAAAGAUAAAGAACGACAGAAAAAAUAUAGGAUUUUAAUGAAGCCAGUUUUAUCUCAUUUGUGCCCUCAUUUAACAACAAUUGUGACAUUCGUACCAAAUUUCUCAGUGGUAAAUAGUUCUAAUAGAAGUUUACGUUUCAUGGAAGAUAAUCAAGAAGCAGAUUUAUGGACAGAUAUUUUACAGGGACAAGUAUGCAUGAAAAUAAUUGUCAUCUUAUUUAAUUAAUUUCAAAUAUUAUUUGUUUUAUUAUUAAAGACAUUACCUUUCUGGCCUGAAACUGAAUCAAUGAGAAUGUUUGUCAAAUUUCGAGAUAGCAAAUCAGGAUCUCAACAUUUUUUGAUUAUAAAAGAACAUCAAACUGUUCUCAGAAUGGAUAGAGGAGUAAUAAACUAUAAUAUAUAACUAUAGUCAUUCAAAUUAAAAAAUAAUAAUACUAAUUUUUUCAGAGAGCACUUGUUGUAAAAGUAACUGGUGGUGGUGAAAAUCCAUUUUUAAUAAGUUUCCAUAAAUUUCGUCAAAAUGACGCUCCAGUACGAGUAGAAAAUAUGUGUGAUGAUAUAUUUUUAAAAAUUCAUCAACAAAAUUUGGGCCAAGUAUUUAUUUAUUUUUUUUUUAAUGUUUUUUAUAUUAAUAUUGAUAUAUUAUUAUAAAUUAGUAAGUACGUUUGAAUUUUUAUAUUAAGGUGACAUUACUAAAUCCUAAUCAAUCUGUAUUGUAUACUUGGGAUGAUCCAACUGAGGAACGUGUACUUUACUGGAAUGUGUAUAGCAAGAAAUCAAAAGGUUUUGUAGCCAAGUAUGAAAAAGAAGGAUAUGGACAAGAAAGGAUAAGCUUUUGUCAAAUAAAACCAUCAGAAACUACGAGUAGCAAUUUAAAUUUAAUGAAAUUGAUAACAAAUCAAACUCUGGAACCAAGUGAUACCAGUAGUACUGAGGAUACAGAUUCUGAAGAACCCCAUAUUAAAGUAAUGUAUUUUUAAUUGUUUUUAUGUAAGUACCUAAAUACUUACCUAAUUUCUAAAUUAAUGUUUUUAUAAUUUGAUUUAGUUAAACAAAGCGAAAAAAGCUAAGGUAGUAGUUUACUGGGUGAGUUAUGUGGAUGUUGGAGGUCAAAGAGUAUUGCUUUUUACACAAGAUGAAAAAAUAGCAUCAAUAGCACGUAAAAAUAUAGAAAAUAAUAAAUCUAGCGUCAACUUAAUUUUAUCUGUAAAAGGACUAGGAUUAUCUUUGGUAUUUAUAUAAUAGUCUAUAUAAUUUCAGUUCAACAGUUCUUUAUAAAUUUAAUAUUUUAGAGUACUUCUCGGGGUGUUCACAUGGAAGAAAUUGCAUAUCUUAGCUUGACAGAUUCAGCUUCUGAAUGGAUGGUGAAAGUUGGGCAUAUUUGGAAACCCUUUACAGUCGAACUAGCUUGUUGGUUAGAAGAUAUGUGGACAAGUGACAAUAAAAAAGCGCAUUUAAAAGAUUAUAUCCACGUAAGAAAAAAUAAGGUACAAACUAUCUCCAACACUUAUUUUAAACAAAUGUUCUGUAAAGGUGGACUUUGAUAAAAUGCAAAUGAUAAGACCGUUUUUCGGGCAGCUUCGCCGUUCGUACAAUCCUGCCGUAUGGAGUCUCUUUAGAAUGAAUUCAAAAAAUACUAACGUGUUAUUCAAAAUCCAUAGAAUACAAGUAACAAUGAAAAAUUAUUAAUUUAUCUAUAAUAAAUAUCAGAUAAAAUAUUUAUUUUCACAUAUAUUUAUUUUAUUAAGGUCCUUAGUUUAAGGACCCAUCUACAUUAAAAGGGAAAAUAAACUAGGUACUGAUGUUGAUAAAAAUGUUAAAAGAAAUUAUUUUGUUUAUGACUAGUUGGACAAUCAGCUAUCGGAUUGUACUUUUAAAACUGCGUUAUACUUAACAUCUUCGUGCAAAACUCCUCGAAGUUCAAAAUCGUUUUUGGAAAUCGCAUAUUCUAAAACAUCAGUUUCGAACCAUUACGACGUUUACAAGUACGUCAUUAGACUUUUAUUGUUCUAGUUAUUUUUUAAUAACAAGAAAAAAUAUUUCUUAUUUAUAUAAAUAUAUGUUUAGAUAUUUCAAUAUAAAUAUUCAAGAUUUUACUGUGCAACUAGAUCGGACAUUUGUAGUUAGUAUGCAUAAAACCUUAUCACCGUUGCUUGCAGUCUUUGAAUGUCCGUUAGACGCGAGAUUUAGGCAAGAUAUAAGUUUACUUCAUGCACCUAAUAUACCGCCGGUAAGGACAAUGAAUAUCUAUUAUAACAUAAUAAUAUGUUGUAAAAUUGGUUACAUUAUAUUAAAUUUCAGGGGAAAAAAUACGGAAAGGUAUUUAUUGACCAUUUCCAUUGUUCUGCGUUUAACGUGCAAUUAAGUUUUUCGGCCAAAGUACCCGAACUUAGCCCAUUGAAAAGCUCCAAUAGUUUUGCGACUGAUGUUCUUCUCUACAUACUCGACGGUCAUUCGAACCGUUUGAGUGAUCUAAAAGCCGUCAAUCUUAAGUAAGAUUCGUGGUACAUAGGUUAUACAAUCAGAGAUUAAAACCAUUUUUAAAUUUUAAAUUUUUGUUUAUGAUAUUAAAAUAAUAAUAAUAAUAAUAACGUUUUUGUUCAUCGUUUAAUAACGUUAUUUUAUCAAAUUUAUUUUUGAGGUUUUUGAUAUCGUUAUUUUGAUUUUUCAGAAAUUGUUUUUUUUAAUACCGUUUAUUAUUUUUACCUACAAAUUAUAGUAAUUAUGUGUAAUAAUUUUUUUUAAAAUAAAAUAGCACAUAUUAUAUUUGGCGGAGGUUCUUAAUCCGUGGUCCAUGUACAUUUAGUGGGCAUGGGUAUAUAGGUGGAUAUUCGGGGGUCUGUAGAAUGAGUAAUUUUUAAAAAUAUGUCAAAUUAUUCAAUUUCUUAGAUUUACACAACUAACUAUUGUUAAAUUUAUACUGAAAUAGUUGCUUAUUUCAAGCUCAAACCAUGUUUCAACAGAUAAUCAUAAACGAUUAACGAUGAAUUUAAUAGACAUACUUUUUGGCAACAACAAUACUCGUCAAACGAUAACUAUUACAAUCCCGAGAACUAAAAUAAAUAUUAAAUUAUUUAGUCAUAUUUUAUUUUGAAAUAAACUUGUCCAAAAUACGAGAGUUUAAUUAAAAUUAAUCAUUCCAAAAUAUUAGUUUCAAUGUUUUCAAAAUAAAACGAAAUUAUUGUAAUAUUUCGUUUUUUUGAUUUCGUUUGUGUUUUUUCUAUUUUAUGUUAUUGAAAAAUAUAAAGAGUUUUCUUUGUUGUAUAAUUUCAUUAUGUUAUGUUAAACGUUUUUUCAAAAAAAGGUUUCAAUCUCUGCCUAUAAUAGCCAUUCGUUUUAUUUAUCUUCUACGUCAAUAUUUUAGUGUGAAUAGCUUGACUCGAAAAGGAUUUUAUAAAGAAUCAUUCAAUUCGAUGUUCAGUUACGGAUGGAAAUAUUACGCUCGCCAGUUGUUAAAACAAUGCCAUGCUUCGAUUUUCAAUUUGGACGUAUUGGAAAACAUUUACGAAAUGGACGAAGUCCAAGUGGAGAAAAUUAACUUUGAAGUAUUAACACAUAGAAUAAUAUAUUAUGCCUGAUAUUGUAUUAUUAUUCUACUUGAUGAAUAUUGGACUAUAUUGAACUUUAUUGACUUAUAUAUAUUUUUACAGGAUUUCUCAGGAUCUAUAUGUUAUGUCGGAGGACAAGGCGUAUUUGCAUCUGUCGAACGUGAAGAAAAAUGGAACUUCAAAGAAUCGUUUCCGGACAGAGUGAUUUCUGCGCACAAAGGAACGGAAACGUCUGUGUUGCUAUCUAUGUCUGGUGCAAUACAAAGACCUCAUAUCGGUGAAUAUUGUUCUUAGUAUCCACGUACAAUGCUUAAAUAUUACUAUUAUUAUUAUUGUAUCAACAUUAUAAUAUGCAUAUAUUUAACGUGUACCUACCUAUAUAUUGUCAAGGUGGAGAGGACGAGAGUGCCGCGGAAUCGUUCUUCAGGGGUCCUGGUCGGAACUUACUGGCUGUCUUGUCAAAAUCAAAUGUAUCCGAUAAGGUGUCAAUGGCUUACGACGGUGUUAAAAGGUAAUAUAAUAUUAUUGUUUGCGUAUAAUAUCAUUUACGUACCUAUACGUAUUAUAUUAUAUUAUAAUGUCGUGUCGUAUGUUUAGAGUAAUAGAAUCGGGCGAAGACGUAGUUAUGAGAACGCGAAUUCCGAGAUACGUCAAUCCGAUGGUUCGUACCUAUAAACACGAUUAUUUUGUUUUACACUGAUAAGUGACUAAACGACAAUCAUUUUACAGGGAAUGAAAAGCUACUCUCUGUACGAAGCAGUCGGUUUGCAUUUAUUCAGAAUCCUGAGUCGUACAUUGUCGAAUGACGGUUAUUGGGCUCACGCGAGUUUCCUUCCAGAGGGUAAAAAAAUUUUACUCAUCACAUUGAGGUACGUAUACACUUAUUGAAUUUUUAGUAUUUUCUGAUUAUGAGCGUAGUAAAACAGUAUUAGUUAUACUAAGACAUAUGCUAUUUUCUUUCAAAAACAUUAUUUCAAGUAGUUUAGUAAAAAUGUUCCAAUUUUUUUCAAUUAAAUAAAUCUUAAAAUAUGCAAAUUUUUCGACUUUAAUAAUUUAUUUGAAAAAAAAGUCUAGAUUAGACUUAGUUUUUUUCUAAAAAAUUAUAAAAAACUAACUACAAAUAGAAAUGCAACGGUUUUACUUUUACUAAUUUUUGAGUUAUUUUAUUAGCUGCAAGGAAAAUAACCGCGACUAAUACUAUUAUUUUAUUAGUUUUUCCAAGCUCUGCAUAAAAUCUUUUUUCAAUUGCAAUGACUUGUCGUUUUCAGUACAAAAAUUAAUUACCUUUUAUUUAUUAUAACUUACUGACUUUCUACCUACAACACUGGCUUACCUAUGAGAAGAAACACGUAUGUCCGGAUUUAUUGAUUUUUAUUGAAAUUAAUUAAAACAUGAUUUUAGACGAGUGAUUUUAGCUGAAAAAUAUCGCACCAACGGACCUUGGGAAAUCGAAUGGAGUAUCUACGUCGAUAACAUAAUAGACGAGCCGAAAAUCGAAGAAAAUAAAUUGAUUUUCAAAGUCCGACAAGUGAGUUACGCGUGCAUUUUAUUAUUAUUCGUAUUGGUAAUAAUGAUUACUUAUUAUUACAUUAUGAUAAUAUUAUUUUUGAACUCUUACUAUAUUUUUCGUUUGGUUUUUUUUUUAUUUUACAGGACGAACAUCAAUCGAGUUAUUUCUUCAGAGGAGACGAAAAAUGUAUUUACUAUGACGAUAAAACGACAUUAAAAUGGAUUAAGAAUAAAAUUCAACAAGUCAUGGUUUUAGGAUGUGAAGAUAAACCUCUUAAAUUUAAAUCAAAAGAAUAAUAAAAAAAAAAAAAACUAUAAUAUAUAUUAUAUCUAGAGAGCUUUAGAAUAAUAUUGAAUAUAUAGUUUAGGAAUAAUAAUAAUAAGAUAAAUAUAAUAACUAGUCGGAAUAGAUUAAAAUAAUAAUAAUCAACGUUUAUGAAGUUGAAAAAUAGUUAUAAUAAUAAUAAGUGUGAUAAUAUUAUGAUAUUAAUCAAAAGUAGUAUACGUACUUCCAACGUUUUCAACAGUUUGAUUUUGAUUGGUUAAAUUUAGGAAACUCAUACUUAUAUCCGCGCGUGCCUUAGUGAUAAAUAUUAUAACGAAACAUCCAAUACUAAUAAAUAUAUAAAAAAAAAAAAAAAUUAGGUAGGUAUUCACGUUUGUGAUUCACCUAUAUGUACCAGAGUAUAUAGUUACCUAAACUAACUUUACGGUCUAUUUUUACGAAUUUAGUAUACUCUUGUAAUAAUAUUAUUUUCAAUCUUGUCAAUGAAAAAUACAAUAACCGUCUACCUAUACCUAUUUACUAAGCUACGAUAAUAUUAAUAACAUUCUAUAUUCUGUACUAAUAUAUUAUACUAGUAUUAUGAUUGUAAUGUUUAUUGAAAAAAAAAAAAAAAAUGGUUGUUGUUACUUGAUUCAAAAAUAUAUAUUAAGUAUAGUAUAAUACUACAUAAUGAAAAUACAAAAAUAUAUCGCAAAUAUUCUUCUCCG
Messenger RNA from Cinara cedri, 17797 nucleotides. Lineage: Eukaryota; Metazoa; Arthropoda; Insecta; Hemiptera; Aphididae. The record is from the annotation of a GenBank genome assembly.